Molecule: messenger RNA, 3320 nt
Organism: Closterium sp. NIES-67
Lineage: Eukaryota; Viridiplantae; Streptophyta; Zygnematophyceae; Desmidiales; Closteriaceae
Source: the annotation of a GenBank genome assembly
UGAUUCCUCCUGUUUAUUUUGCGCUAGCUUCUUGCCUCCAGACUAGUACUGCUAGAUUUCUCAUCUCGCCGGUGCCUGAAGUCGCCUCAUUUCUUGCGCGCCUGUCCUUAGAAACAUCAAUUUCAUGUUUUACGUUAACAGAUAUAUCGACCCUUCACGCCGCCUGUUUCCGCAGCAUACUGAGCCGCAUCGCACACAGCCUUUUGAAUUAUACUAAAAACAAGGCCGGGCUUCCAUCCCCCGCUGUGGAAGCGCGCUCACCAUGGGACGUCCCAUCAGCCGCAUUUGGCUCGGCGCGCUAAUCCUGCUGACGUGUCUCGCGGCUGCGGUUCCUCCCGUCCGCUGUCAGCCCUACGCCGCCUCCCAAGUGCAACUCCUGCUGGGCUUGCAGAAGGCGUGGGGGCGGACUUUCGCUGGGUGGGUAGCUGGAGGGGACUGCAGCACUGCCGAGCAUGUGAAUUGUGAUGAACACGGCAUGGUAACCAGCAUGGAUCUAGCCUUCCAAGACUUAACCGGACCCAUCCCAUCAACGAUCGGCAGCAUGGUCAGCCUGAGCUACCUGAAUAUGGGAUUGAAUUCCUUGACUGGUUCUAUUCCAUCUACCAUUAGCAGCAUGAGCCGCCUAACUCUCCUGAGUCUAAGCUCAAACUUCAUCUCGCAGACCAUCCCAGGGUCCCUUGCGAACCUCAACAACUUGAAGGCAUUGUACGCGCUCCUAUUCGGAUAAGUGUUAGAGAAAGAUACCUUUACAACAACAGUUUAAGCGGCAGCAUCCCUGAAUCCAUAAGCAAGCUCGUCAUGGUCUCAGUACUAUCGCUGUUUAAAAACCACUUAAGCGGCAACAUUCCUGAAUCCCUCAGCAAGCUCGUAAAUCUGACAUUUCUGGAUGUCAGCCAAAACAAUCUUACUGGCCACCUCCCUCCAACAAUGGGCAGCCUUACCCGUCUUUCAUAUCUGUACGUCAAUCCAUUAUCACCACUGGUACACAUGUGGCACACCAGUCCCAUCCGACAUGCAAGGAUCGUUGUGCCAUAGGAUUCCAUAUGAGAAUUAAAUCCAAAUCCUCUUAUUUCAUCAGUCUUAAAAAUCACUCCCUGUGCACAUGCACGUUCGAAGUGAUGUCAUCCUGGGGUAUUGCAAUGGCCUUAUGCAAUGGAAACCUGAGGUGACUCUUCCACUCUAGCCUUAUGCAACGGGACUUGGGGAGCGGUUUUCAAGUAAAGAGAUUUUCAGGAGGAUGAAAUCUCAAUCCUUUUUAAGCAGUGUGAGCAACACUCUCUGUGCACAUGCAGAAUCAGAUCUCACACAGCAAUCACAUGCCCACCGGACUACAGCACCUGCAUGGUCACACAGGACAAUUCAACUGCUUUCUGCCAGCAGUGCCCCUCCUUUUGCACAAUUUGUGGCAAGUCACGACCCGGUGAGACUCAAUCUCCUUUGGCCCCGCACCACUCGGUGAGACACAAUGUCUUCUGGCAAUUCACCAAGUUAUUGCCUUCUCAUGUUAUGCACCAAGAAUCCACACAGCAACUCAUUAACCCCUUAUAUAUAUGUUGCAUCUGUUGCACAUUCACCCAUCACUUUCACUAGUCGCUAUCAUUCACCAGUAUCUGUUUCAGACGCUUUCCUUCCCCUCCCCACUCCUUCCCGCCCCUCCCUAUUCAACCCCCCAACACCCCCCUUCCAACCUACAGCACCCCCGUCCCUAUCUCCACCCCAAUCUUCCAUCACCAUCCCCACGCCCACUCCACCCACCACGCCCUCUCCACCUCCUCCCACUUCCAUUCCCAGUCAACCCGCAGCCUCUCCCUCAAAGUCUGGAGGCGGCCUGUCAGUGGGUGCCAUAGCUGGCAUGGCUGCUGCAGGGGUUGUGGCCAUCCUCGUGCUGCUGCUGCUAGGUCUGAUGCUUUGCAAGCAAUGGCGUACCAAAGGGGCUGAAUCACGAGGCAAUAGUAUGACAGAUGUGGAAAGCAAGGGUUUGGCAGCACAUGAAGCACUCCAAGAUGAAGGAUACAAGGCAGAGGAGAGGGACCCAGAAGCGGCGGCGGCAGCGGCAGCAGCGGCAGCAGUGGCAGCAGGAGCAGCAGCAUCACGAGGGUGGGAUGGAGGGGAUUUGGUGGUGGAUAUGGAGGCAGUGAAGCCGCAAGUGUGCCGGAAGUUCACUCUGGAAGAGCUGGCAAACGCAACAGCGGAUUGGGCCGAGGGCAACAGGAUUGGCAGCGGCAGCUUUGGGGAUGUAUACAAGGGCGUGUCUCCAUACGAUCCUGAUGAGAUAUGGGCUGUGAAGCGAUCCAAGAUACUGUCUAAUGACUUUCUUACAGAGGUGAACGAGAUGGCAUCAAAGCACCACCCGCACCUGGUGCGCCUGCUGGGCUACUGUGUAAACAUCGAUCUGAGCACGAGCCGCAUGGAGCAACUGUUGGUGUAUGAGUUCAUGGCCAACCGAGACCUGGAGAGCUGGAUUGGACCUGGUGCCCCACAGCAUCUUUCGCUGUUGCAACGGCUGGACAUUCUGAUUGGAGUGGCAAAGGGGCUGCAGUACCUGCAUGACUUUGGUAUUGUGCAUCGCGACAUCAAGCCAGCCAACAUUCUUAUUGACACAAGAAUGCAGGCCAAGAUUGCAGACUUUGGGCUUGUGAAACUCACUGGGGGCACCACUAUGGGCACGUCUAUGGCUGCCACUCGAGUAAUGGGAACACCCGGCUAUGUGGAUCCAGCCUACUAUAAGUCACACAAGGCCACUACAGCAGCAGACGUCUACAGCUUUGGAGUGGUGAUGCUGGUGGUCAUCUCAGCACGCAAGGCCUUGCACGUGGAAGAGGACAGCCAGAUCAACCUGAGGCAAUGGGUCGCCCCAUUCGUGGAGUCCGGUGCCGUGGCAGUGUUCAAGGACUCUUACUUGGACGCACCAAAUGAUUUGGUGCUGCGCUUGGCUUGCCUUGCCCUCUCCUGCACGGCCAUGCCUGCGGCCUCCCGCCCCUCUAUGAGCCAAUUACUGGUAGAGCUGGUGAAGGUCAAGCAGGAGAUGUUUGGGGCGCAAGUGAACAAGGCUGUAUCAACCAUCUUCAUGGACACUGGGAGUUCGGUUAGCAGCUCCUCCGGCUUCACUGCUGAGAUGGCCCGUGCGGAGCGCGAGGGCAUGCAGAGUUGCUCCUCCACCAGCAUGUCCUAGGAGGGCAAUUUUUUAUAUUAAUUUAUUUACUUGAACAUUUGCUUAGUAACCUUUUUAUGACAACCUAGAGGUUUGAGGGUUCAGAGGCUUCUACCCAUUAGAAUUUUGGUAUGAAGGACAAGUCGAGUUAUUCAUUAUUUCCACCUGA